Phragmites australis (common reed) is the source of this 770-nucleotide messenger RNA. Its product is annotated as protein FLOWERING LOCUS T 1-like. The coding region runs from base 68 to 589 and encodes 173 amino acids. The record is from RefSeq and is a predicted model, not a curated record. NCBI's taxonomy places the organism in Eukaryota, Viridiplantae, Streptophyta, Magnoliopsida, Poales, Poaceae. The transcript is spliced from 4 exons.
AAGGCCAAUUAGCAUUUGUAGUUGUUAGCUACUACCACAAUACAACUCUCACACUCAAAUAUAUAGCAUGGCUAGUGACUCCUUGACCAGGGGGCAGAUAAUCGGAGAUGUCUUAGAUCCGUUCACUAGCUCAGUGCCUGUAACUGUCAUGUAUGAUGGCAGACCUGUAUUUGAUGGGAUGGAGUUUCGGGCGUCGGCGGUGUCGGUGAAACCUAGAGUUGAGAUUGGUGGUGAUGAUUUUCGUGUGGCCUAUACCAUAGUUAUGGUGGAUCCUGAUGCGCCUAAUCCCAGCAAUCCUACCCUGAGGGAGUACUUGCAUUGGAUGGUAACUGACAUCCCAGCAUCGACAGAUGAUAGCUUUGGCCGAGAGGUCAUAACCUAUGAAAGCCCAAACCCCAACGUGGGCAUCCACCGCAUCGUCCUGGUGUUGUACCAGCAAAUGGGGCGGGGCACGGUGUUUGCACCGCAAGUGCGUCAGAACUUCAACUUGCGCAAUUUUGCACGCCGUUUCAACCUUGGCAAGCCUGUGGCCGCCAUGUACUUCAAUUGUCAGCGGCAAACGGGCACAGGUGGCAGAAGGUUCACCUGAUUACCAGUCCUGUUCAAGUUGAAGGCAAGUUGAGCUAAAUACUAGCUGCAUAUGCGUGCUUACCUAUACAAAACCGCAUUGUGAUACAGUACCAAGAAAGCUAGAAUAAGGUGUACUUGUUGUACAUGUAGGCUCUUGUGUGUGCCUUCAUGAGGAUGACUGCCUUUCAAUAAGUUUAUGA